CCUGUACCAGCAGGUCCUAGGCGUCAUAGGUAUUACACCUUUCCUGCUAUGUUAAGGGCGAGUGCUGGAGGGAAUACUGUUUACAGACACCACUACAGACUAUUGUAACUCCUCAGAGGACAAAACCAGGAAUGUUAAAAUGCCAAAACUUUUGUUUUCAAAGAUUCGUUUCUACGAAAUAAAGGAUCUGAUGCAAAAUGUGAAGCGACCAAGGAGAAUUGAUAUUGUUCUUAAUCGAAAAAGGCAUAAGAAGGACAUCCAGUGCCUCAUGGUACAAAAAAUAAAUGAUGACACACAUCCUUCAAAACUCAGUUGGCCGACUAAACUCCACCCAACUCUGGAAAAGUUGCUACAGGAUAAAAAAUAUUUAGCAGCAUUCCACUCAUUCCUGGAGUCUGAGUUCAGUGAAGAAAACAUUGAGUUCUGGCUCGCAUGUGAAGACUACAAGUCGACCACCUCACCGGAUGACCUUCGCUGGAAAGCUGGGGAGAUCUACCAGGAGUUUAUCCAGCCUACAGCCUGCAGAGAGAUCAAUGUUGACCACCACAUUAGAGAGAAGAUUAAGAAGUCUCUGGAGGAGCCGAGCCUCUCCUGCUUUGAAGAGGCCCAGAAACAUGUUUACAUGCUGAUGGAGAGAGACUCUUGCCCCAGAUUCCUGCAGUCAGAUGCCUACCUGAGUCUCAAGCACAAAUCCAAGACUCUUUGGUACAUUUAGCUGAGAAACAAGGUCAUCAAAACACUGCAUCAAUGCUGCUGCUUUCACGCUGUAUGAGAGGUGGAGAUGAUGUCUUGAUGAAAUGUUGUGGGCAAUUUGAUGAACACCGUGAGAGAAAAGUAAUGUGAGUGGAAAGAGAUGAAUGUAGGGGAGAAAGAAUGCUGUUGGUAUGUGAUGUACUUUGAUUGUGCAGAGUUUGGAGUUGUUUGAAAUGCUAUAAAUGUUAACUGAAAGUCUUUGUAAGUUAAGAUAGUGAGUGUACAGUAUGAUAAAUAAUGAGGAAUGAUAAAUUGUUUCUGACAUGCAGAAUGAAAUGACCUAGUUUUAAUAAAUGGGCAAUAAAUGCAAAGUUCUUGACUAACUUA
Dicentrarchus labrax (European seabass) is the source of this 1080-nucleotide messenger RNA. Its product is annotated as regulator of G-protein signaling 21. NCBI's taxonomy places the organism in Eukaryota, Metazoa, Chordata, Actinopteri, Moronidae. The transcript is spliced from 5 exons. The record is from RefSeq and is a predicted model, not a curated record. Bases 140 to 715 code for a protein of 191 amino acids.